Molecule: messenger RNA, 2052 nt
Organism: Quercus robur (English oak)
Lineage: Eukaryota; Viridiplantae; Streptophyta; Magnoliopsida; Fagales; Fagaceae
Exons: 9
Coding region: 1-2052 (683 amino acids)
Source: RefSeq, a predicted model, not a curated record
AUGGAGGGGUUUGACAGGUUGGCUAACCGCAAUGAUUUGGAGGAAAUUGAAGAUCAACGAAUAUCUAGAUUUGUACACGGGUUGUGGGUUUCUAUCCGAGAUCAGGUAUCCUUACAAACCUUAUAUACUUUAAAUGAGGCUAUAACCCUAUCCAAGAAAAUAGAAUAUCAACAUCUCAGGGCAGAUUCGAAGUUUUCCAACCGCAAUUUGGAGUCAUCUAGUUCCAUUGCCAACAAAGAAGAAGACGAGGCAAAAGGUGAACAAGAUAGUAAAGAAGAUGGUGAAAAGGUGUAUAAUGAUGCUGAUCCAUAUGCCUAUAAUCUCAAUGAGGUCCAAGAAGAUGAGGAAGGCGUGCUAUUAGGGAGGUCUUUGUGGCAGUGUAGAGAACAUCGCAUCGAAGAGUUUGGUUACCAAACUAAGACUGAAGACAGAAAAGCAUCUCUCUCCAUACAAGAUAGGUUGGAUCAAGAAAGGCAUGGAAACUCUUGUUACUCAACAAUGUCGUGUAGACCUUGGCAAUAUGAUGUAGAUGCUACUCAUAGGUGUAAGGAUAAUGUGUAUGUAUUCUUUAAGAAUGGCAGAAAAAUUGUCCUUGGUCCUAUUAAGGAAAACAGUGUACCCAAAGCUUCUAAAGUGAAGGAGAAGCCAUCACUUCUCAUUGUUAACAAUGAGGAUGAGUUUGACAGGGAGUGUAAAGAGUUGAAACAGGUAUAUGCUGUAGUGGUGACAGAUGGAGAGUCGAAGAAGGUUGCUGAGGGGCAAGUAGAUGAGCUUUUAAGCAAGGGGCAAAUCAAGGAGAGUAUCAGUCCAUGUGCAACACCGGCACUAUUAACACAGAGGAAGGAUGGGAGCUGGCCUAUGUGUGUGGAUAGUCAAGUCAUCAACAAGAUUACAGUCAAGUAUCGAUUUCUUAUUCCUCGACUACAUGACAUGUUUGAUAUGUUGUAUGCGUCCAAGUGUUAUACCAAGCUGGAUCUCAAGAAUGGGUAUCACCAAAUUCGAAUCCGACCUGAAGAUGAGAGGAAGACAGCUUUCAAGACAAAUGAGGGGUUGUAUGAGUGGAUGGUGAUGCCUUUUAGAUUGUCGAAUGCUCCCAGCACUUUCAUAAGGCUUACGAAUCAAGUAUUGAAACCAUUUAUUGGGAAGUUUGUAGUGGUUUAUUUUGACGAUAUCCUGAUUUACAGGUAUGUGGUCAGUAUGGAUAGGAUUCAUGUUGAUGAGGACAAGGUCCGUGCAGUUAGAGAAUGGCCAACCGCAAAGACAGGAAAGGAGGCAAAACAGAGCUUUGCCUUGAUCAAAGAGAAGUUAAGCAUAGCUUCAGUUUUGGCAUUGCUCAACUUUGAUAAGGUGUUUCAGGUGAAGUGUGAUGCAUCUGUGGUUGGGAUAGGCAUUGGUCUUUUACAAGACAACAGACCAGUAGUAUUCUUCAGUGAGAAAUUUUGUGAAGCUCAAAGUAAAUGGAUGCAUGUUCGGUGGGUAGCUUAUAUACAGCGCUUCCAUUUCACAUUAAAGCACAAGUCUGGUGUCACUAAUAAGGUGGCAAAUGCGCUUAGUAGGCGAGCAUCUUUGUUGACCACCCUACAUACUAAAGUUGUAGGGUUUGAUUGCUUCAAAGAGCUAUAUGAGAACGAUGAAAAUUUUGGUGAUAUUUGGGUGGGGAGUCAAGCUGCAGAGAAUAUGGCUAAUCGUAUUCAAGCAAUGCAAGAGGAAGUGAGACAGAAACUGGAAGCUAAUAAUGCCAAGUACAAGGAAGCAACUGAUAAAAAGAGAUGGGAGAAGAUUUUUAGUGUUAGGGAUUUAGUGCUGGUCUACAUUAGAAAUGAGAGAUUUCACAUUGGUACCUACAACAAGUUGAUGAACAAGAAAUAUGGGUCAUUCCAUAUCACAAAGAAGAUCAACAACAAUGCUUAUGUAGUUGCUCUUCCACCAAACAUAAAUAUUUCUUCCACCUUUAAUGUUGCUGAUUUGUAUGAGUACCAUCCUCGUGAUGCGCCAGAUAAUGGGAAAUCAAGGUCAAGUUCUUUUCAAGUGGGGGAGACUGAUGUAGAAUAG